AAAAGAUAACACGCUCUGCAACUGCGAGACUGUGUGAAGUUUACAUUUAUAGAGAGAGAGUAGAGAGUAGAGAGAGAGUAGAGUGUGUUUUCAGUAUUGUGGUGAAAAAGCUUGCAGGGAAGAUAAAAGGUUCUUUCUUUCACAAGUAGGGUUAUUGGGUGUGAAAUAUAUUUUCCCAAGAGUGUUUAUUUUCACCCCUUUUCUCUUUACCUUUUGGUGUUUCUUCUGCUAAGAUCGGCUUUUGAUUCUGGGUUUGUCGACUGUGUUCUUGACGAGAAUGGUGGAGACUUGGAUAAUGACAGGGUGAGGUCUUUCUGUUCUAUUAGAAUGAGCUUCAUAAUCGUUCUUUCAUUUUGGAUCUGAAGAAGAUGACUGGAUAAAUCGCAAGAAGUAGGGGAUUCAUUUCUGCGAGAUAUUGAUGAAGAAGGAAGUGAUGAAAUCAGCUCUUUUAUGGCUGAUCCUUGCGGUUUAUCCACUGAGGUUCAUUUUAGCUAACAUGGAAGGUGAUGCAUUGCACAGCUUAAGAACUAACUUAGAAGAUCCUAAUAAUGUGCUGCAAAGUUGGGAUCCUACUCUUGUCAAUCCCUGCACUUGGUUUCAUGUUACUUGCAACAAUGACAAUAGUGUUAUAAGAGUUGAUCUGGGGAAUGCGGCUUUGUCUGGUCAGUUGGUUCCACAGCUCGGUCUUCUCACUAAUCUCCAGUAUUUGGAACUAUACAGUAAUAAUAUAAGUGGGUUUGUUCCAAAUGAUCUUGGAAAUCUAACUAACCUGGUCAGCCUGGACCUCUAUUUGAAUAGCUUUACUGGACCCAUUCCAGAUUCUUUGGGGACAUUGUCAAAACUAAGAUUCCUGUAUGUACUGUCUGCCUUACCAUCUUCUAUUCAUUUCAUUUUUUACUUCUUAAUCAAUACUUAUGGUCGAUAUUUAACGUAUACGAGUGUUUUUGUUUACCAUGUUUUUAUUAGGCGGCUUAACAACAACAGCUUAACGGGUCCUAUUCCUAUGUCAUUGACCAAUAUCUCCUCAUUACAAGUCUUGGAUCUAUCAAACAAUCGUCUAUCUGGAGCUGUACCGGAUAAUGGUUCUUUCUCACUAUUUACGCCCAUAAGUUUUGCGAAUAAUCUGGAUCUUUGUGGCCCUGUUACUGGACACCCAUGCCCGGGUUCACCUCCAUUUUCUCCACCACCUCCAUUUGUCUCGCUCCCUCCAAUUGCAUCCCCUGGAGGUUAUAGUGCAACUGGUGCAAUAGCUGGAGGGGUUGCUGCUGGUGCUGCUUUACUGUUUGCCGCCCCUGCAAUUGCAUUUGCUUGGUGGCGCCGUCGAAAACCACUGGAAUUUUUCUUCGACGUUCCUGCUGAGGAGGAUCCUGAAGUUCACCUAGGUCAGCUUAAACGUUUCUCCCUUCGAGAACUGCAAGUUGCGACAGACAGUUUUAGCAAUAAAAACAUUCUUGGUAGAGGUGGAUUUGGAAAAGUUUACAAAGGAAGAUUAGCGGAUGGGUCUUUGGUUGCUGUAAAAAGACUGAAGGAGGAGCGGACUCCUGGCGGGGAAUUGCAGUUUCAGACUGAAGUUGAGAUGAUCAGCAUGGCUGUUCAUCGUAAUCUCCUUCGACUGCGUGGUUUCUGUAUGACGCCAACAGAGCGUCUUCUUGUAUACCCGUAUAUGGCAAAUGGAAGUGUUGCAUCUUGUUUAAGAGAACGGCCUCCAAAUGAACCACCUCUCGACUGGCCAACAAGGAAGCGAAUUGCUUUGGGAUCUGCGAGAGGUCUAUCGUAUUUGCACGAUCAUUGCGACCCAAAGAUUAUACAUCGUGAUGUAAAAGCCGCAAAUAUCCUAUUGGAUGAAGAAUUCGAGGCAGUUGUUGGUGAUUUCGGGUUGGCUAAACUCAUGGAUUACAAAGACACUCACGUUACAACUGCUGUCCGUGGCACAAUAGGUCAUAUUGCUCCCGAGUACCUCUCCACAGGAAAAUCGUCAGAGAAAACUGACGUAUUCGGUUAUGGAAUCAUGCUUCUUGAGCUAAUAACAGGACAGAGGGCAUUUGAUCUUGCCCGUCUUGCAAAUGAUGAUGAUGUCAUGUUACUUGAUUGGGUGAAAGGGCUGUUGAAGGAGAAGAAGCUUGAAAUGCUUGUGGAUCCCGAUCUUCAGACUAACUAUGUCGAGUCUGAAGUAGAGCAGCUAAUCCAAGUUGCUUUGCUUUGCACACAAGGGUCGCCAAUGGAUAGACCAAAGAUGUCUGAAGUAGUAAGAAUGCUAGAAGGAGACGGUCUUGCAGAGAAAUGGGACGAGUGGCAAAAGGUGGAAGUUCUUAGACAGGAGGUUGAACUUUCACCUCAUCCCGGUUCUGACUGGAUAGUAGACUCAACGGAGAAUCUGCAUGCCGUCGAAUUAUCUGGACCGCGAUGACACCGCCGUGUAAAAGAUGUCAAAAGAGGAAUUACUUGGAACUGUCUUUUUUCUUUCCUUUUUUGGUAAUAUAAGUUUUUAUCAAUUUGCCAUUUCUCUUAAUCUUUUGUUCUGUCAUAUGGCGCUUGCUGGUUAUGGUUAUCGAUAUCUUCACCAAAGGCUUUGUUCAAGCAUUGUUGUAAUGGUAUUUAUUUAGAUUUGUGCAUAUGAGUUUGUAAGACAACUUAUUGUUACGGUUCACGGGGUGAGAUCGGUUGGUUGUGCCGGUUUAAGCCAUUAUGUAUGCAAGAAAACUUAUAUGA
Messenger RNA from Impatiens glandulifera, 2709 nucleotides. Its product is annotated as somatic embryogenesis receptor kinase 1. The coding region runs from base 419 to 2407 and encodes 662 amino acids. Gene Ontology annotation, biological process: protein phosphorylation. Gene Ontology annotation, molecular function: protein binding; protein kinase activity; ATP binding. The record is from RefSeq and is a predicted model, not a curated record. NCBI's taxonomy places the organism in Eukaryota, Viridiplantae, Streptophyta, Magnoliopsida, Ericales, Balsaminaceae. The transcript has 10 exons.